CCCAGGGUUUAGCGAACAUGUUGUAAGAUUAAUUUGAGAACCACAAGAUGUAUCAUAGGCAAUUAGGGAGCAUGCUUGUAUUCUCUGUCCAGUAGUUGAUGCAGUUGCGAGGGAUAUCUAUUUGACUAUGUUUCACGGUUGGCAUGCUCAUCACAACGGAGGCUUUGAUAUACUAACUAGGCUAACUGAUGGACAACAGGUGUUGCUAAAUUGUAAUUUGCUGUAGUGGGGCCUCGGAGAACAUCAUUUCGAAAUAUGCCACGUCUUUAUAAUAUUUGACUGAAUGCCUGAGUGAUGGCGUUCCUGCUUAGGGCUCUAGUGCUACCUGUCUUCCUGUCCUCGGUGCCCUGGGUGGCAGGGUCAACGUUCACCCUGCUGCUGUCCUUGCCCAACACCUCCAUGCCCUUCAGUGUUGGCAGGAUCGGGGCGGGCGCCCUCAUCGCCAUCGACGCCGUGAACCGGAGUCCCGAUCUGUUGGCAGGUCAUUGGCUGGAGCAUGAAUACGUGGAUGAUGAGUGCAGCGACGUGAACGGCCCGGGGAAGAUAGUGGAGCUACUGUACAGACGGAACUACAGCGCUUUCAUCGGCCCCGCCUGCUCCGACGUGUGUGCGAUCACUGCCAAGCUGGCAGCUUUCUGGAACAUUCCCGUGGUCAGUCCCACCUGCGCAGACCAGCAGUUUCUCAUCAAAAAGGCUUACCCCACUCUUACCAGAGUGUUUGGCCCCUUCACCAAGAUGGGCUCGUUCUUUGUGAAGAUCUGUGAGAAGUUUGGCUGGAGACGUAUAAGCAUUAUCUACGACCACAGACCUGCCUGGAUCAUCCCUGCUGAGGGAAUCAGGUACCAAGCUGAAGUCAGUAACAUCACUGUGGCUAAAUACCUGGCAUUUCAAACACCUCUCGGGCAAGACAACACUCACACAGCCCUCACACAAGCACGCAUGCUACAGGAGGUUGCCGAGGUGUCUCGCAUCAUAGUGAUCUCAGCGCGUGGGGAGGUGGUCAGGGACUUCCUGGUCGAGGCCCACAGGAGAGGCCUCACCACAGGGGACUACGUCUUCUUCUGCUUCGAGCCCUACAGGCUGGAGGAGAUGUUUGGCAACUUUGACUGGAAAAGAGGAGAUGUGGAUGACUCCGUGGCUAAGCAGGCCUACCAGGCUCUGUUUCUACUGUCUCUGUACAAACCCAACGACCAGAGGUACUGGAACUUCUCCAAUGACGUCAUCCGCAGAUCCAGAGAGGACUUUGGCUAUGCCUACGCACCCAAUGAAAAGGUGUCGGUGCUGGCAGCCAUAGCCCAUGACUCUGUAUGGCUGUAUGCUCAGGCUCUGAAUGAAACCCUGGCGGAACGCGGGGACCCAUACGACGGCUUCACCAUAACCCACAAGAUGUGGAACCGAACCAUCACAGGUAUCCAGGGUGACGUUACCAUGGACGCCAAUGGAGACAGGGAGUCUGCCUAUAUGAUGAAGCACAUCCAGGGCGCAGAGAACGACGGGGAGUUCAAAGUAAUCGCCAAUUACUUUGGUACGAAUAAGGCUUAUGAGCCAGUGGAGGGGGUCCAAGUCUACUGGCCAGGAGGGAGGAAGACUCCACCGAAGGACACACCCCACUUUGGCUUCAAAGAUGAGCUCUUCAUCAAUAUCGAGAAGAGGUUUGCGAUAGCUGUGGGGACCAUUGCUGUUUUCCUGGCCACCGGGACACUUAUCAUAUGUCUUCUCUACAGGGAACACAUCAUCCGGAAGAAGGUGUCUGUGGUCCUAUGGAGGGUUAGCCCCGGUGAUGUCACCAUGAUGGGGAACAGCUCGUCCUCGGCAGGAAAGGUACCGUACCUCAACUCCAAGUCCAUCGAUGCUUCUCUGGAGUCCAUCCUGGGAAAUAUGAAGGACAAACCAUCCUCCCACAGAACGGCCGUCUAUAAAGAGAACAUCUGUUCAGUGCGACUGCUGAAUGUGAAGAGUGUGUGUCUGAACAGAGAGCUGCUCACUGAACUGAAGCAGUGUAGAGAUUUGAGCCACCCAAACAUCUGCAGCGUCAUUGGUGCUUGUCUGGAACCUCCACAGUUCUUUCUGCUGACUGAGUACUGUCCUAAAGGGAGCCUGCAGGACAUUUUGAAGAAUGCUUCCAUUAAGCUUCACUGGAGCUUCAAGUUCUCCCUGAUGCUGGACAUUGUCAAGGGGAUGGACUACCUGCACCGCAGCCCCCUGCGCUCCCAUGGUCACCUGUCGUCAUCUAACUGUGUGGUGGAUAGUCGCUUCGUCCUAAAGGUGACCGACCAUGGCCUCAGUCUCCUCAGAAGACCCCCCGGCCAGGACGAGGAGGGCUGGUCUAAAAAACACUGGACAUCCUUGCUGUGGAGGGCCCCGGAACUGCUGAGGGACAGCAUGCCCUCCUCUGGCACCCAGAAGGGGGAUGUCUACAGUUUUGGCAUUAUUGUUCAGGAGGUGGUGUACCGCAGGGGCCCUUUCCAUAUCCCCAACAACAACCUCGAGGCAAGAGACAUAGUGGAGAGGGUCAAGGCCGGGGUGUGUGUGGGGGGCGGAGGUAGCCCCCUCAGGCCCCACACGGACAGGGCAGAGUGUCCAGAGGGUGUGGAGGCUCUGAUGGGGGCGUGCUGGAGUGAGAGGCCCAGUGACCGACCAGACUUCUCCUCCCUCAGAGUGACCGUAAAGAGACUCUGCCCCAGCUGCGUGGGCGAGAACAUUCUGGAUGACCUGCUGUCCCGCAUGGAGCAGUAUGCCACCAACCUGGAGGAGGUGGUCAGCGAGCGCACCGCCCAGCUCCUGGAGGAGAAGAGGAGGGCCGAGGGCCUCCUCACCCAGAUGUUGCCACGAUCGGUGGCUGUCCAGCUGAUUGCUGGGAAGACGGUGCGGGCGGAAACCUACGACUCUGUCACCAUCUAUUUCAGUGACAUCGAAGGAUUCACCGCCAUGUCGGCCAGUCUCACGCCAAUGCAGGUGGUGAACGUGCUGAAUGACCUGUACACGUACUUUGACAAUAUCAUCGACCACCACGAUGUUUACAAGGUGGAGACCAUUGGCGACGCGUACAUGGUGGUAUCUGGCCUGCCCAUUAGAAACGGGGACGACCAUGCGAAGGAGAUCGCCCGCAUGUCUCUGGCAGUGGUGCGGGGCAUGAGACAGUACAACAGUCCACACGUGCCCCAGCAGCAGCUCAAAGUCCGCAUUGGACUCCAUUCAGGUCCAUGUGUGGCUGGUGUAGUGGGACUGAAGAUGCCCCGGUUCUGUUUGUUCGGAGACACAGUUAACACUGCCUCGCGGAUGGAGUCGCACGGCUCACCAUUGAAGAUCCAUGUGAGCAGCUCCACUAAAGCUCUUCUGGACACAUUUAGGACGUUCCGCUGUGAGCUGAGAGGAGACAUCCACAUGAAGGGGAAGGGGCUUGUGAGGACAUUCUGGCUUUUGGGAGAAGACCAAUGAAAAUGUUAUGUUUUCAGUAAUUUGAUUUGGUCCGUCUCUCAGGAGUAAAGAUCAAAUCUUUAAAAAAAAAAAAAAAUCUGAUAUACAGUUGAUGUCGGAAGUUUACGUACACUUAGGUUGGAGUCAUUAAAACUCGUUAUUCAACCACUCCACAAAUGUCUUGUUAACAAACUGUAGUUUUGGCAAGUCGGUUAGGACAUCUACUUUGUGCAUGACACAAGUCAUUUUUCCAACAAAUGUUCACAAACAGAUUAUUUCACUUAUAAUUCACUGUAUCACAAUUCCAGUGGGCCAGAAGUUUACAUACACUAAGUUGACUGUGCCUUUAAACAGCUUGUAAAAUUCCAGAAAAUUAUGUCAUGGCUUUAGAAGCUUCUGAUUGGCCAAUUUGAGUCAAUUGGAGAUGUACCUGUGGAUGUAUUUCAAGGCCUACCUUCAAACUCAGUGCCUCUGCUUGACAUCAUGGGAAAAUCAAAGAAAUCAGCCAAGACCUCAGAAAAAAAUUGUAGACCUCCACAAGUCUGGUUCAUCCUUGGGAGCAAUUUCCAAACGCCUGAAGGUACCACAUUCAUCUGUACAAACAAUAGUACGCAAGUAUAAACACCAUGGGACCAAGCAGCCGUCAUACCGUUCUGCCUCCUAGAUAUGAACGUACUUUGGUGCGAAAAGUGCAAGUCAAUCCCAGAACAACAGAAAAGGACCUUGUGAAGAUGCUGGAGGUAACAGGUACAAAAGUAUCUAUUUCCUCAGUAAUACAAGUCCUAUAUCAACAUAACCUGAAAGGCCGCUCAGCAACGAAGAAGCCACUGCUCCAAAACCUCCAUAAAAAAGCCAGACUACGGUUUGCAACUGCACAUGGGGACAAAGAUUGCACUUUUUGGAGAAAUGUCCUCUGGUCUGAUGAAACAAAAUUAGAACUGUUUGGCCAUAAUGAGCAUCAUCAUGUUUGGAGAAAAAAGAGGGAGGCUUGCAAGCCGAAGAACACCAUCCCAACCGUGAAUCACGGGGGUGGCAGCAUCAUGUUUUGGGGGUGCUUUGCUGCAGGAGGGACUGGUGCACUUCACAAAAUAAAUGGCACAAUGACGAAGGAAAAUUAUGUGGAUAUAUUGAAGCAACAUCUCCAGACAUCAGUCAGGAAGUUAAUGCUUGGUCGCAAAUGGGUCUUCCAAAUGGACAAUGACCCCAAGCAUACUUCCAAAGUUGUAGCAAAAUGGCUUAAGGACAACAAAGUCAAGGUAUUGGAUUGGCCAUCACAAAGCCCUGACCUCAAUCCUAUAGAAAAUAUGUGGGUAGAACUGAAAAAGCGUGUGUGAGCAAGGAGGCCUACAAACCUGACUCAGUUACACCAGCUCUGUCAGGAGGAAUGGGCCAAAAUUCACCCAACUUAUUGUAGGAAUCUUGUGGAAGGCUACCUGAAACGUUUUUGACCCAAGUUAAACAAUUUAAAGGGAAUGCUACCAAAUACCAAUUGAGUGUAUGCAAACUUCUGACCCACUGGGAAUGUGAUGAAAGAAAUAAAAGCUGAAAUAAAUCAUUCUCUCUACUAUUAUUCUGACAUUUCACAUUCUUAAAAUACAAUGGUGAACCUAAACAGGGAAUUUUUAACUAAAUGUCAGGAAUUGUGAAAAACUGAGUUUAAAUGUAUUUGGCUAAGGUGUAUGUAAACUUCCGACUUCAACUGUGUUUGUAUGUACUGCAGCUUAUUUCCAUACAUUUUUUUUGUGGUUGCAAUCUGUAGUUUGAGUGCAAUGUCAAGGAUCACUGAGCAAAUGCUUAUUCUUUGAAAAACAGACGUAAUAUCAACGCUAUCACCAUUCCGACUCUUGGAUGUUGUGUAAUGUACAGCAUUUUCUCUACCUUUUAUGUUUUUUUGUAUGGCUUCUUAUUUAUUGCUUUACCUUUAAAGAGCCAGCUCUAUUCACUAGA
Oncorhynchus nerka (sockeye salmon) is the source of this 5364-nucleotide messenger RNA. RefSeq names its product atrial natriuretic peptide receptor 1. Bases 295 to 3438 code for a protein of 1047 amino acids. NCBI's taxonomy places the organism in Eukaryota, Metazoa, Chordata, Actinopteri, Salmoniformes, Salmonidae. Gene Ontology annotation, cellular component: plasma membrane. Gene Ontology annotation, molecular function: adenylate cyclase activity; natriuretic peptide receptor activity; protein kinase activity. The record is from RefSeq and is a predicted model, not a curated record. The transcript has 27 exons. Gene Ontology annotation, biological process: intracellular signal transduction; protein phosphorylation; receptor guanylyl cyclase signaling pathway.